AUGUUCUCCAACACAUCAUCUGCCUCGCACCGCACCAGCAGCACAGACAAGACCCUGUUUCGCGGAAGUUUUUCUUGGGUCGUUUUCUGCCGUUUCCACAGAGCUCGAGUUUCCCACCGCUCUCCCCCUUUUCCUCCCAUCAUCCACGUCUCCACGGCCCCGCUUCACCCCACGCCUAAUAGCUUCCUUCCUCCUCCUACACGCUCUCACCUGAACCAUCGAAUUUUUUUUUCUUCCAAGGAUGCAGCGAUGGUCCCCGGUAACCCGAUCCGGCAGACAGGAGCAGAGGGCCGGAGGACAGGAGUAGAGAGGAGGGGGCAAAGUGGUUCCAUGUGA
Molecule: messenger RNA, 336 nt
Organism: Knipowitschia caucasica
Lineage: Eukaryota; Metazoa; Chordata; Actinopteri; Gobiiformes; Gobiidae
Source: the annotation of a GenBank genome assembly